AUGAAGACAAAAAAAUCUAAUACUACUGGUAUGGCAACCGAUGAACAGUAUAUCUCUAAAAUACCAUGGAUCCCUCAUAUGGAUUUUUUAAAAAUACUGAUGGUUAUGCCAGAGAAAACACAGAAAAUUUGACACCCAACACUGCUUCACAGGGUUCAGCUUCAGGAUCCAGUAAUGAUGAGUUUACCAUACCACGCACACCUACAAGAAACAAAAGGAAAAUUGCAGAUCCGCUACUUAAAGCGGUACAUACAUUGGAACAGAUUUCCUCGCAACACGUGCCUAAUGCAGGCAAUGAUGAGUUUGCACUGUUUGGGCAAACCGUAG
This is a messenger RNA of Acanthoscelides obtectus, 327 nucleotides long. The record is from the annotation of a GenBank genome assembly. NCBI's taxonomy places the organism in Eukaryota, Metazoa, Arthropoda, Insecta, Coleoptera, Chrysomelidae.